AACCGCACUCAGUUGAUCACAAACGCUUCAGCGCAUCGCCAAUAUUUACUGGUACGGAGAAACGCAAGCUUGCGGCGACUUGCUUGCUAAGUACGUAGAGUUUUUGUGUAGAGAUUUUGAGAAAAUACCGAGCAAAAAAAGCCUAUAAUUCUUGUUGUCAUAGUUACAAGUGGAAACGAGUUGUGCGUGCCCCGUCAAUAAAUAUACAAAUGAGUUAAGAAAAAUGCAUUUAACUGUCAUGCAAAUGAAUGUGUAAUUAAGUAAAUAGUCGUACAUAUUUAUGAGUGAAACGAAAAAUGGAAAAUUUACAUUAAGCUUUUGUCGACAUUUAACGAGUACGAAACAGAGCUUUAACUGAGCAACGGAGUUCGAUGUGGUUAAGGGAAGAGGGUGGGAAGGAAGAGCUGCAAUACACACACACACACACGCCUAAAAAAUAAUAAAAAAAUAUAGUGUAAAUUUAAUCAAAUCCAAGCUAUUUGAAGAUAGUGUUCAUGUGUUAGUGCUUUUAACAAUAAAAAGUGUGAAUUAAGACGCUCCAAAGAGUGUUGUGCUAUUUAACUAGUGUAAAACAAAUUACUCAAGUAAAGACGAUAAAUCAUUAAAAGUCUCCUGCAAAGGAUGAUGGUUUUGCCGCCAUAAAAAUCCCAAUAACCUCUAAGCCAAGCAAUAGUUGUGAAAUGUUACCGGAUAUUCAAACAUUCUGAUAAUAAGUAUCAACGAUAACUGAGGGCUGUUGAAAAUAUGUAAUGCAAUAAAAGCGAAAGUGCAUGUCUUAGCAAUAACAGUAUUCGUAACUCAAGUAUUGAUUACGACGUUCAAUACAAAGAUUUACAAAAAAUGCAUUUAAAGAAUGAUAAUGAAAUGAACUCAAAACCGGAAAUAAGCGCUCAUCUGAAUGUUGAAACGGUAGCAGCGAAACCAAGCGAAUUUAGUGCCACAUCAGCAGGAGACGAGGCACCAAUAACGCCAUCAACCUCGUCAGCUGGCAGUUGUGCCUCUUCAACAGACUCUGGCGUUAUCAUUAGCGACUACAAAAGUCUACAUGUCAACAAUGUUGAUAUCAAUCGCGACAAUUUCAAUUGCAAUGGUACAAGUGGCAACAACGCAAAAGAUAACAGCAACAGCAAUAUCGCCAACGGCUAUGACGACAAGCGGCGGCGGAGUGUGGAAAGUUUGAAAACAAACAAGAAUAUUACAAUAAAUACACAAAUUGAUAAUAAUAGCAUAAAUAUUGAAAAUGUAAUCAAUGUGCGGCGACAACGAAACUCGUCCGGCAGCAGGGCGUCUUCGAAGAAUGGCUCGCCGGCAGUGUCGAUACGCAGUAACACCAUAUCGAUCAUAUCGAUUGAUGAAAAUGCUAUUGACUCCAGCGUCGUUGACUCGGACUCGGACUAUGAAGGACAAUACAGCGGGUGCGUUGUGAAAAAGCUUGGCCAGCAAACAACCUACGAACCAAAUCACCCCAAUUUGCCGAAUAUUAAUAAAGGCAUGCAAGUGCUAAGUCAGACUAUAAGUCCAGGUGCAAUACCCCCAACAGCCGGCCCACUAUCCGAGACGAUACUCAAUGGCGGUCCGCUUGCAUCGCCCGUACUCGGCCCUCCUAUGCCGCCAAAUUCAGCGCAAAUCGGUAGCAUCGCACUCUCGAAUUCCACAGAUGUUACCUUCGGCGAUAAGCAUUUUUACGAGGGUCCCGUAACGAUACAACAGUUUCUCAUUGAUAGCCGUGAUAAAUGGAAAAACGGUGAAGACGGAAAUGAUAAUCCUGCCUUCACUGGCGAUCCAGAAAACGGCGAAAAAUUUAAUAAUUCGUCCACACCGCCCGAAACUUCGUAUAUAUUCAAUUUUCAUCGGCGAGCUGUCAUCAUUACCGGCGCUGUAAUACUACUUACAAUAUUAGCUGGAAUAGCUAUAGUCACGGUGAAUGCUCUCACAAAACAGACGAUUCGAAAAAGUAAGCUUCUAGGCGAUGGCGACGAUUCCAGAAAGCAUAUUCCAAUCAAUUCAACAAUAGCACCUCUGCCCGAUGGGGAGUACAAAUUCAAUGGCACGUUACUGGUAGUCAGCAAGGAUGAAUGGUAUGCCGAGGCAGAGCACAAUGGCGUUAACAAGCUAAAACUGCCAGCGCAACGCGUCAUUAUAGCACACACUGCAUCGACAUCGUGUGAGAAUAAGCUUCAAUGCGAUGCUCGAGUACAAAGUGUGCAAGCCUUUCAUAUACACUCAAAUGGUUGGGGCGAUAUCGGUUAUAAUUUUCUAGUUGGCGGCGAUGGUUUGGUAUACGAAGGACGUGGCUGGUAUAACGAAGGCGCCCACACCUUGGGCUAUAAUAAAGAUAGCAUCUGUAUAGCAUUCAUCGGUACAUUUAAUGUGGCAGUGCCCACAGAAAACGAUUUGAAAGCAGCUCAAUUACUCAUCGACGAAGGAGUGAAGUUAGGAGUGCUUCCAGAAAACUAUCGACUUUACGGAGCCCGGCAACUAAGUGCCACUGAGAGUCCCGGAAAAGCACUGUAUAGCAUAAUAAUGAAGUGGCCUCACUGGAGCAGACAAAUUUGAAUGGAGUGCAGAGAUUUUAAAUUUAAUUUUCAAUUCGAAAAUAAUAAUUAGUGUCAUUGGAUUGUAUAUUUUUAUGCUUUAUGUAGUAGUUUUACCUUAAUUGUAUUUAUA
Molecule: messenger RNA, 2667 nt
Organism: Bactrocera tryoni
Lineage: Eukaryota; Metazoa; Arthropoda; Insecta; Diptera; Tephritidae
Product: peptidoglycan-recognition protein LC-like
Exons: 5
Coding region: 841-2556 (571 amino acids)
Biological process (GO): peptidoglycan catabolic process
Molecular function (GO): N-acetylmuramoyl-L-alanine amidase activity; zinc ion binding
Source: RefSeq, a predicted model, not a curated record